Molecule: messenger RNA, 1851 nt
Organism: Struthio camelus australis
Lineage: Eukaryota; Metazoa; Chordata; Aves; Struthioniformes; Struthionidae
Source: RefSeq, a predicted model, not a curated record
CGUGGGGACAUAGCCGUUGCUUGGCUGAUCGCCGUUGCUUGGCUGAUCGGGGCUGGUGAUGGGGCACGUCUCAGGGACAUCCCAUCACAACAGACGAGAGCUCGUCCUGGGGACCCCCCUCUCCUGCACUGCCUGUCCGGAGGUGUGCAGUGAGAUGGCAGCAUUUGCUUCGAAUAGGCUUUGCAGAGGACCCACGAGGCAUCAACCUUCGUGCCAUCUCCUGUGUGGACCCUGGUGCUGCCACGGGCAGAGACUGACCCCUGGGAACAUCCUGAGCCAACGCGACAGGGCCCCCUAUAUUGCUCCAGCAGCCAGUGGCACUGGACCUCUCCGUGGGUCGCUGGUAGGAGCCCAGAUAACCUCUGAGACGAAAGAAGUGCCUGAAAACCAAUCUGCGGACAUCCCCUGCUCGGCAUAUCGCUCCAAGUGGAACAACCCUCGCAUCGAGUGGAAGUUUCAGAAGGGCUCAUCGCUUGUGCUGUUCUACUAUGGGGGUCAGCUUACAGAGCCAUAUAAAACCCGCGUCCAGUUCUCGCCCACCAUGAUCCACUUCACAACGGUGACGCGGGCUGACACGGGCAAGUACAUCUGCGAAGUGGUGGGGGAGAACAGCGAGAUCGCCAAGUCGGAAGUGAACCUCAUUGUCCAAGUGCCUCCUUCCAAGCCUGUGGCUCACGUGCCCACCUCGGCCACCAUCGGCAGCAAGGCCCUGCUGCGAUGCACCGAAACAGAUGGCUCGCCGCCCCCCACCUUCCAGUGGUACAAGAACAGCAUGCUGAUGCCCGCAGACCCCAAGACCAGCCUGACGUUCAGGAACUCCUCCUAUACCAUAGACUCCACCACGGGGGUGCUGACCUUUGAGCCUGUAAGCAGCUUCGACACCGGCGACUACUACUGCGAGGCGUCGAAUAACGUGGGGUCCUCCCAGAGAUCAGAGGCCAUCCACAUGGAAGCCAGCGAAGUCAACGUGGGCGGCAUCGUGGCUGCAGUCGUGGUCCUGCUGAUGGUGCUGGCACUUGUGGCCUUUGGCAUCUGGUUUGCCUACACGCGGGGCUUCUUCAGCAAGAGAAGAGACACCGCCGGCAAGAAGGUCAUUUACAGCCAGCCCUCGCACCGGAGCGAAGGAGAGUUCAAACAGACAUCGUCCUUCCUGGUGUGAAGUCUGCAGGAGCUGCUGCUCCUCCCUCACCAUGAACUGUUGUAAAUGUUUCUGAAUUACUGUAGCUAUGCCAUGAUUUUAACUUUUUUUUUUUUGUCACAUGGUGCCUUUUCAGUGUCACUUCAGACCCCCUUGGUUUUUCAGGGUAGGUCUCAUCUUUCCCCCAGCAACCCAAUGCCUUAUUCCCUUCCCCUACGUCCCAGCGGGACCCACGUCCUGGCCGUGACUCAGAGGGACCGGUCCUGCCUCUCCCCUGUACCCAGCGCUGGGCUCGUUCCUCCCACUGCUCUGCUUGUUGCAAAGCACCAGCUGCUGCUAGCGGCUGUGUUGAGGCUGGUGCCACAGCCGCCGUGGGUUUCUCUGCUGUAUCCUUGCCCCGCUCCCAGGAGGCCCAGGGCCUCUGGUCCUGCUCGGCUCCUCCCGGGAUGAGGUCUGAGAUGCUCCUCGGAGGGGAUGGAUCUGGGACUGGGAGCUGAUGUAACCCUGCGUCCUAUCCUGGGGGGCCGGGUCUAUGUCACCCGUGACUGCUCUUGAGGCUGGAAUGGCCACUGGUCCCAGUUGCCCCCCUUUAACUGGGCACACCAGGCCGUUGGGGCUGAGCUGUUUCCUCUCUUAAAAUAGUCGUAACCACUAGUGUGAUGACUUCUGAUGUCCAUUGCUGGCAUUAAAUAAACGUGUGUCCUUGUACAGAG